UCUCUCUCUCUCUCUCUCUCUCUCUCUCGUCCUCCUUCUCCUUCCUGUAUCUCUUGAUCUCUCAAUCAUGAACAAGGUAGUAGAUCCAAAAUCCAUGCAUAUCCCCCACUAUCGAUUUUGGAUCUGCUCCGAUGGUGAAGUUUCUGCUGGAGCAUCUGGAGAAAUCGAUUUUGGAUCUGCUCCGAUGGUGAAGUUUCUAUUGGAGCAUCAGUCUUAGUCGAGUUUGGAUAUGCUCCGAUGGUGAAGUUUCUGCUGGAGCAUUUGGAGAAAUCUGGGUGUAGGAUAUUAGACUGGUCUUGCUGGGCCGUUCAUUGCGAGAAGAAGAUUGCUGGAGUAUACACCAGCCGCGGAUGGAUAAUGGUGUGUAGUAAUCACAUGAACAUGCAAGAUGAGGUCAACCAAGUAGUGAUACAUGAGCUAAUUCAUGCUUUUGAUGAUUGUCGGGCUGCUCCGAUGGUGAACUGGGCUAAUUGCCCUCAUCAUGCUUGUAGCGAGAUUCGUGCUGGCCAUCUUAGUGGUGAUUGCCACUGCAAACGUGAAUUUUUGCUGUGCCAAGAAGAUUCAAGAAUUGUGAACAAUUUUUGAUCAGGCUCAGUUCAUUGAUCAAGACCCUUUGCAGCAGCAAGUGCAAUUUUCAUUGAUCAAGACCCUUUGCAGCAGCAAGUGCAAUUUUCAUUCAUCCAUCAAAUUUGCAGCAGCAAGUGCAAUUUUCAUUCAUCCAUCAAAUUUGUAGCACUAAGUGCAAUUUUCAGUUCAGGCUCAGUUCACAGAGUAUAGGGCUUUUCAAUUAAGAAUAGGUAUAUUAAUUUUAAUUUUUUUUUAUAUGAAAUUGUGCAGUCACCAUUGCUAGAAAAAGUGUGUUUUUUAGUGAUGGGGCCCACAGUUUCUCAGUCACCAAAAAUCUGAUAGUGGUUUAUUGGGUAUAUGUUAUGGCAGCAAUAGAAACCAUCAAUUAAUAGUGCCAA
Rosa chinensis is the source of this 965-nucleotide messenger RNA. RefSeq names its product mitochondrial inner membrane protease ATP23. Lineage: Eukaryota; Viridiplantae; Streptophyta; Magnoliopsida; Rosales; Rosaceae. Gene Ontology annotation, cellular component: extrinsic component of mitochondrial inner membrane. The record is from RefSeq and is a predicted model, not a curated record. Gene Ontology annotation, molecular function: metalloendopeptidase activity. The transcript is spliced from 4 exons. The coding region runs from base 238 to 585 and encodes 115 amino acids. Gene Ontology annotation, biological process: mitochondrial protein processing; mitochondrial proton-transporting ATP synthase complex assembly.